Mercenaria mercenaria is the source of this 1501-nucleotide messenger RNA. RefSeq lists its product as uncharacterized. The transcript has 9 exons. The record is from RefSeq and is a predicted model, not a curated record. NCBI's taxonomy places the organism in Eukaryota, Metazoa, Mollusca, Bivalvia, Venerida, Veneridae. Bases 405 to 1055 code for a protein of 216 amino acids.
UGACUAAAUUCAUCCGAUUUUUCCCCCAAAUGUAAUGGUUUCUAUUGAUGUCUAUCGUGAUGGGGUAUUAGAACAAUGUGUUAAGAAUAAAAUAAAAGCAUUUUCACAUCUGCGCGUGGUAGCGCUUUACAGCGCCCAGCCUCCAAAGUGGGAUGGUGUGUACAGGCGAUUUCGGCAUUUUCCGUAAAAUACCGUUUCCAGACGAACAUGACCGAAUGUUCAUUCGUACAUGAUCGGUAAUAUCCGCAAUUUGAGUAGCCCCCCUUUACUACUCUCUGCUCUAUAAGCCGACACGGAAAAAAUCACUACGAAAUUUGGGAACAUAUUUCACAAUAUCAUGUAUUGAAAGGAUAUAUUACGUUAUCUUUAUACACAGAAUAGUUCGUUACUAUUAUUUCUAUUAAAUGUGGACUGACAGUAUUAUCAUCAUACAUAGUUCAGAGUCUGAAGAAGAAGACGCUGAUCAUAAUCACCAUUUCAAGAGACAGAAAACGUGUGAUGAGUCAUAUGUAGACAGUGAUGCAACUACACUGCCACCAAGUGACAAUGAGACUCUGCCGCCUGCUCUUAAGUUGUAUGUGGAUGUUGACAGUGAUGUGACUACAUUGCCACCAAGUGACAACGAGACUCUGCCUCCUUCUGAUAAGUUGUAUGUAGAUGUUGACAGUGAUGUGACUACAUUGCCACCAAGUGACUACGAGACUCUGCCUCCUUCUGAUAAUUUGUAUGUAGAUUUUGACAGUGACGUUACUACAUUGCCACCAAGUGAUGAUGAGACAAAACAUCCUUUAGAUCUGUUGUAUCUAGAUCUUGACAGUGACAUUACUACAUUGCCACACAGUGACGAUGACACACUACCUCCUUCUCAUGUGAUUGAUUCACUGGAAUUGGAGAUAAAUUCACAGUCUCUACAACUUUCUGACACACUUGAUGAAGUUCAAAGUACCUUACUGGAAAGCAGCACCUUGGAAUUGUUUGUUGAAGACAUACCAAUUCAGCCUUACAGUGAUACCCCAGGUUCCUGGAUAUCCAAAGUGGUUCAAUGUGAAGUUUGAAAAUGAUACUGCUAUUUACACAUACGAAUUGAUGAACGAUUACAGCAGUGGAGACCUGAAAAUCCUUGUCUAAUUAAAAGGUAAAAAGAUAAAAUAUGAUGAUUAUUUAUUAUGUGCAGAAAAUAUCCCAUUUGUAAUCACACUUGUCCGUCACUACCCUCAUAUACUUUCUUUAACUAAUUAUUAUUCAAAAUUUUUUCUGUACAAACAUUACUUUACUGUUCAAACUGUUAGAGCUAUAUCUAUAUCUUGAUCAUAGAUAAAAUUUUCAUUAAUAUAAAGGUUCGGGGUAUGUGUGGGAUGGGAGUAUGUAACACAGUAAUACGGUUUACAGUAUAUAAAUAUCAGUAUGGUCCAUAGUAUUGUCAUCCAAAAAUGAACUCUUCUUUAUGAAAAAGAAUAUAUGUGAUAAUUUUUAAAUAAUGAAAAAUUAUUUAACUACACUA